UGUGACAUUACCGGGCCGGAGUGUCGAUGUCAGGGUAUUCGUUGAACGUUGCCGUUUCGAGGGGGGAAAUGCCCGUUUAGCACGGAACUCUGUCCCGUUCGCAACCGAUUCAUCCAUCGCCUCUAACGGACACGGCUAAUUUCACGGUAAUCCAUUUAGAACUACAUUCGAGACUCGGCUGUGUUAUUUUCGUUCGAUUAAUCGACGUAAAUUGUUCGUUCCGACGAGCUCGACAAACGGUCGUUACAAUUUUUUUCCCUCUUCCCACGAACGCGAUCAACCGCCCUGAUAAAUAAUACGAAAUCGAUGGUGAUCGUUUACAGAAUGCCUAACGACCACACGACGGUAUGCGGCUGCGGGGUGUUCGUAGACCAAGAUGGUCGGAUGGCCGCGAGAAAGAUAACGUUCAGCAUGCCAAAGUCGAAGGGCGGCAGCAAGUCGGACGGGCGGUCGGCCAAGAAACAGCAAGACGAGGCUCGCUCCAAGAGCAGAAGUUCCGAAACAGGAAGCAGCAGCUCGGUCGCCGAACAAGCGAGGCCGGCGAUCAAAAGCAGCAAACGCGAGAAACGAUCGAAUCACUCGAGGAGAACCAGAAGCGCCGACAGAGCGGAGUCGCAUUAUACUUAUAUAGAUUCUGGUUCGAGCAUACUCGGUGGUGGAAUUCGUGAAAAUGCUAUACCGGAGGCGUUGUACGCCACUAUUCCAGACACGCCGAACGCGAGGGCCAACGAAACUGGAAAUAGUCAAUUAAACGCGCAAAGUAGAUCGCAACCCGUUUACGCCAUUCCUUCUAUGGUAUCACCGCCGCCCACCUACGAUGUUGCGAUCUCGAAAACGUGGCAGUCCGGUUUGCCACCGACCUACGAAGAGUAUCUGUGCCACAAAUACGCCAUGAUAUCACGAUCUCACACACCACCCCCGCCGUGGUCGGAUUCCACGACAACGACGACGACACCUUCGGCGCCGAGCGGUCAAACGCGUCGCGACCUACUCGCCAGUCAACCCGAGCUCAGAGAGUAUCUAGCGCAGUUGUCGCUGUCUCAGAAUAACGAGAGAUCCGCCAGCGGUCAGUAUAAUCAUCAUUAUCAUCAGGGACAGGUUCUCAGAGACAGCAGCAGCAUCUCGAACCAACAAGCAUCGAGGGAGCAAGUUAGAACGCUGCAACGUCCACGAGCCAUGCCUCCGAGAUCUCAGAGCGAAAGUCGCGUGCAACAACAAAGAAUCUGGACGAUGUACGAGGAUGUGGGUUUCUGCAUGGAAACGACGACCGCUUUGCAGUCGGUAUUAGAAAACGGUAUCACCUUGUGCAGCUUGAUGUAAGAUCGUCAAACGAAUCGAAGGAAGGAUUCUUUGAGCAGAUAACGGAGAUGGUAUUUCCAAUCUCUCUUUUCGCGACAGUUCCGAGAGAAUUUCAUUGCGGAUACAACGGAGCCAGUCAAAGCUCCGACGACGAACCCUCAAUCGACUUUGAUAUAAUCGGAGGGCUACCCUCCUUCCCUUUCUUCCUUCCUUCUUUAUCCCUUUCACAUUCAUUCUAUCCAAUUAGAAUCAGAUAAUGAAACUAUACGACGUACCGCGAAUUGAUUUGUUUUUAUUGACACGUUCACUGCCCCGUCAACAAUAUCGGCGAUUUUCCAUACGAAUCCAUCGAGUAUUUCUCGUUUCAGAAUUACGGAUAAUAAGCAUAACGAAAUAAUGUGAAAAUAUGCAAAAUAAACGCGUGACGGUAAACGUGUUAAAUAAAUAAUUUCGGCAUCCGCGAUCGAUGAGAUAUUUAGAGUUCUGAAAGCGUUCGACAAUUUUCGAACGGUACGAAACUCGCCAAAUUUCAAGUAACCAACGAGGUUGAGAUUUCUGAAAAUCUUCGAUGAUUUCCAAUGAUUUUUUCGACUCCUAACCCGAGACUCGCUGAACGUUCAUCGAAAAAGGAACGCGGCGGAGUUGAAAUGUUGUUCGCACAAAUCUUUCGUCGAUUAAACAAGUAGCUGUACACGUGAACGUGCUAUCGCUCGAAAAUUAACCUUUUUAAGGAGAUCACUCACCCUGUGUACUCGAUUCGUUCCUCAGCGAAAUUUCCUUCGUCUCUCCUGGCUGGUCCAGGUCCAACAUGCCUAAUUGAACGCAAAAAGAAGAAUAUGUUUUAAUCUAUAGAAUGUGGAGUAUUUUUUUCUUUUUUCUUUUUUAAAGGAACAAAGGAUCAUAGGAUAAUAUUUUGAGAAAUUGCAAAAUGUAUAAUGAUUGUAUCUUAGGCCUAAUUUAGAAGGGUGCUUAAUAAUUUCGUUCCUCUUAGUGAAUUUUAUAGUGUUACGACUUUUUUCUAUCUUCCAACACGUGUAUGUACAUAUGUAUGUAUAUAUUAUAAUUUGUAUCGUGAUAGCGUAUCUACGUAAGCGUGUAAUUUAACAGCAUUGGUAAUUCUAUUGUCUAAUAUUUGCAUUGCAGAUGCAAUUACAUACACGUUCGUGUACGGCUGCAUCGAAUUAUUUAUGCUAAUGAGCUUAUAAUUUCUCCUCGGGCAUUUAGAUCGCUGUACGAUGGGGUUACCAUGAAUUCGAUCGAAAUAUUUGUAACUACGAAAAUGGAAGCCUAAUAUCGAGUAUCAGGCUGGAGUGUGAAUGAAAAAUAAUUUCUUUUGAAAUUUCUUCCGUGUUCAUUGUUCAUUUUCUUUCUCUAUCCAUAAGUAAGUAAUUGAAACAGACACUGUGUUCACUAUAUAAUUAUACAGACGUGAUUUUAAUUGUUCAGCUUUCUCAGAUACCAUUCAACCUUUUUCUGUUCCUUCGAGAAGGUGGAAACGAAACAUACAUAGAAUUCGAUUUCUCUUACGAGACGUUUAUUUUUCUCAAUGGAAAGAAAACAGACGUAAUUGAAUGUAGCUUGUCGUACGAUUUAAGAAUACUAACUGGGUGUUUAACAAAAGGAAGAUAAACAAGAGAACAUAUAAAUUUCUAUAGAGUGUAGAGACAGACAAGUUGAUCUUUACUGCCCUGUUGUAUAUACGUGUAAUUAAGUGUAAAACACGAAGGAUAUAUCGGUUAUCGAACCUGUAACUUCUAUUCGACUAUAACAAAGCACAUAAAUUAGAGAAUCUAAUUUGCUUUCGAUCUUUAAACAGAAUCAUAAUUUUCUUUUGUUUAACACACGACACAAAUCGUUUAAUCACUUCUAGACGAAGUUUUUAAUAAAAACGCAAGAUUUUGGUAUACAUAAACGAAAGUAUUCUCAUUAAUUAAUUCAGCAAUAAGUUUUACGACAAACGAGCGCCAUUUACCAAAAGGAAGAAAGAAAAGAAUAAUUAACUUAAUUAGAGAAAAAAGGUUCUUUGGGUUUGAAAUAAAUUAUUAGAACAUUUAUUCGGUAACCGGCUAAAUGGCGUUUUACCUUAAUUAAGGUUAAACUUGAUUCAUUAAUCAGACGGGUUCGGAGAGCACACAACACGAAUGCCAGCUAACCGAUUCUACGAAGGAAUCGAAGCAUCAAUUUUUUUUUUACACGAACCGUGCGUAAUUAACCCUUUCGUCGCGAUUCGUGUGUACAGGUUAUUUCAAAGGAUCAAUUUAUUAAAAUUAACCAGAUAAAAACUUUCAUUUGUCAAAAUAAAAAUCAGAUAAUAUACCCCUUGAUUGUUUUACAGCGAUACGUUUCGCAGACAACGGACAAUUUUCAGCUAAAGCAUGCGACGCAGCGAAAGGGUUAAUAGCUCCAUAACCGUAAUCGUAAUUCUCGUCGUAAUUACAGCAAUUAACCGUGUGAAACGAUCGAGCCACUCGACGUACCGUAUUAGCGCAUAGGAAGACACUGUAAUUAAGUAUGGUCGACGCUCUAGGCGAUUUCGACCCUACGAAUCUAGCCUGUCCUAGCGAAAUACAAAAAGGAAAAAAAAAGAGAAAAAAUGAAAAAAAA
This is a messenger RNA of Osmia lignaria (orchard mason bee), 3903 nucleotides long. RefSeq lists its product as uncharacterized. The record is from RefSeq and is a predicted model, not a curated record. NCBI's taxonomy places the organism in Eukaryota, Metazoa, Arthropoda, Insecta, Hymenoptera, Megachilidae.